Messenger RNA from Eremothecium sinecaudum, 1209 nucleotides. RefSeq names its product Vps38p (gene VPS38). Lineage: Eukaryota; Fungi; Ascomycota; Saccharomycetes; Saccharomycetales; Saccharomycetaceae. The transcript is spliced from 2 exons. The record is from RefSeq and is a predicted model, not a curated record. Bases 1 to 1209 code for a protein of 402 amino acids. Gene Ontology annotation, cellular component: phosphatidylinositol 3-kinase complex, class III, type II.
AUGUGCACUAAUUCAUCAUAUCUAUUACUUCGAAGGCUUCGGCACCUGCGAUCCAUUUCAAUAUGCAAUGUUAGCUUGAUACGUGGUGACAAUAUCCAGGGAACGAAGUGGAAGUUAUUUCCAUGUUACCUCAUAUUAGAGGACACUUCAGGGGAAAUAGUUUAUGUCAGUGAGGUUCAGACGGGCGCGCACACUAGUUUACGUUUCAAUGAGCUCCCAUUAUUGGAGAAUGCCGUACAGACAUUCGUUAGCUUGGAGGUUGUAGCUCAAUUACCUUCACCCGAGUUCCCAAAAAAUGACUGGGUAGUCCUGUGUUCUUAUAGUAUUGAUUUUAACAGUUUGACAUAUGUUGGAAAAACUCACCCCUUAAGCAACGUACCUGGAAUUAACGUUCCUAUCUUUGAAUUUAAUGAUGGCUAUUAUGCAUUGACACCAAUACCAUACGAAGAACCGACCAAUACUCCUAUAAAGCUGCAGACCAAGAAAAGCAUUACAUUUAACUCUCUUUUGAAAUUAGGAAGGAUGUUGGAGUAUCUCUCACAGGUGAAGCUCGAAUCACGGAAGUUUGCAUAUGAUCUCCAAUUCCUUAUACAAGAGUUGCACGAGGAAGAGAUGGAUAUGGCGAUAAAAUCUACUUUAAUGGAUUUAGAAUAUCAAAAUGAAAGGAAAUUAGCGGUAUUGGGAUCACUGAAAAGAUGUGUACUACAAAUCUCCCCAAAACCUGAAGAGGAGGAGCCCUUCGAUAAUGAUUACGGUUCCAUGUAUUCAGAACUUGUACAAAAGAAACAUCGCAUUUUAAAUCUCCAGGAACGCAAAUUCAAGAAACUCAUUGAUAUCUUCACUAAUACAACCCUAUUCCAGAGCCCAUAUGUCAUUCUACAUGCCGCUGACGCGGACUCUCCGUACAAUAUUUCACUAGAGAAAUUAGAUUUACAGACCAUAUUGCACACAGAUAAUAGGAUAUCUAUGAAUACAAUGCUUGGCUAUUAUCUGCUAUUUAUUAGUAUCCUAGCUCGCAAGAUAUGCUACAUUCCACUACCCUAUAGCUUAGCAUAUUAUGGUAGUACGUCUGUUAUCAAUAAUACUUUGCCAUUAUAUCUCACCUUAUCGCCUACCCAACAGCAGAUAGAGAGUUUUUCAACCGCCAUAGACUUAUUUAAUAUGGACAUAAUGCAGGUUAAACAGUAUUUGUAUAACCGUCGUGAGUAA